AUGGGACGCACUAAGGAACAGACAGCGGCUAAUUUCAUGGCUUUUCAACGUACCAUCCCUAGCUCAGAUAUUGUAAUCUUUUCAGAUGGAUCUAGGCUAGCAGAUGGAUGUGUAGGGGGUGGCUAUAUUGGACUUCAAGCACACCAUCAGUUCCUCCGCUCCUCACUCUCAUAUAGACACGGGAAAGAGGUCUUCAACGCAGAAGCAGAAGCAGCUUUAGCUGGCGCUCAAGCAGUAAUAGUGUACCCAACAGCUCAAUUUGCUACUAACCUAUGGAUCUGCCUUGAUAAUCUAGAACCACUUCGCAAAAGGCUUCCUCACAUCAAAAGUGGAUCUAUCCAAAUCCGAUGGGUCCCUGGACACGCUAAAAUCCCUGAGAACAAAGCGGCUGAUCUCGCUGCCAAAGAGGGAGCUGCCUCAAUCCCUCCUGCUCCUCACAAAUCCUCAUACGCCUUGCUAAAGAGAUACGCCAAGACUCAAUCCCUAUCCGCUGCUCAGUCACAAUGGGAGAAGGUGGCACCACAGAGCUAUCAAGAUCUAGAAAUAACCACUUCCCCUAAACGCCCUAGGGAGCUUUAA
Messenger RNA from Talaromyces stipitatus ATCC 10500, 579 nucleotides. RefSeq lists its product as uncharacterized. The coding region runs from base 1 to 579 and encodes 192 amino acids. NCBI's taxonomy places the organism in Eukaryota, Fungi, Ascomycota, Eurotiomycetes, Eurotiales, Trichocomaceae. The transcript is spliced from 2 exons. Gene Ontology annotation, molecular function: RNA-DNA hybrid ribonuclease activity; nucleic acid binding. The record is from RefSeq and is a predicted model, not a curated record.